GAUAAUACGUCAUCAUCUACAAACGUCUCUUGCUUAACUUUACGACAUGACUUCAACUUUCUUUUCGCUCACUCAACUACCAAGGUGUUCUAGGUGGCCAUCGCAGUAAAUCAAGACAGGUCCUAGCACAUACCAACUUCAGAGAUCCGAGAAGUCCAGAAGAAAGAAGAGAAGACAAUGGCAGAAAUCGCUGCAGGUGCAGUGGCGGCUGAGGAGGUCAUCUCUACCGGCGUCUACGCCGGAGUAGCCGGUCAUGCCGUGACAAAAGCAACUAUGCCUUUGAAGGCUACCUUUACGCAGAUGGGUUCUUCGUCAGACGAUACCUCGAAGUCUUCGCUAAUUAGAUCUCAUCAUACGCUCACCAUUCUCGAUGACAAAGCUUACAUCUUUGGGGGCAAAACUAGCCACGGCGUACUUGUUACCAACGACAUCCAUUCUUUAGCAUUGCCGAAUGCAAGCACUUCUACCCCUGAGUAUCAGAUGCUCCCAGCCAUCGCCGCUGAACAAGAUGGUCUGGUACCUUGGCCGCGAACUAACCAUUCAGCUUGUGCUGUGAAUAAGCAUAUUGCUAUAUAUGGAGGUUGUGACGAAACCGGCAACGUUCUGGAUGAGGGCGGUAGGAUCUGGCUGUAUGAUACCGAGAACUUCUAUUGGGAAACCGUAGAGAAUGUUGCUCAUCCGGAAAGGGUGCCUCCUCCACGAAGCAACGCAAACUUAUUUGCGCAUGAAGGAAAUCUCAUCCUAAUUGGCGGAACUGAUUCUGCGGGUGGACCGCUGGCAGACGUUUGGCAUUUCAACUCCUCUGCUAAGACCUGGAAUCAAUUACCACAUGCUCCCACUGUCAUAUCGAGUGCUGCCAUUGUAGGGGAUACGGUAUAUGGAAUCUCCAGCUCCGAUGACCUCAGUAGCGAGGUCCAUCAUUUGGACAUUGAUCUAUAUGCCGAGAAUCCGCCGGCGUGGAAGACCAUUUCCUUCCCUACCAACCCCCUAACGCCUGGGCCUCGCCAGAGAUCAAACGGUGGGUUGAUACCCGUCACGACUGGCUACGGCCGAAAGUAUCUUCUCUAUUUCUUUGGGAAUCGUACAAGCAGCACAGAGCACGGCGAUGUCUCCCUAUGGAGCGAUUUGUGGACGUUCCAACUCCCAUCUGGCGACUCGAAAGUCAGACGGAGAUCUAGUGUGAUGGAUGCGAUCAGACCUGCUAAGAUCAAGGACCAGAUCCGUUCGAAAUUGGGUGUUGACACCGGUGGCUUUAGUUGGGCAGAGGUCGAGGUGCAGCCACCCGGCGAUCUCCAGCAACACGAAGGCAAGGUGCAUCCCGGACCACGAAGUUCAUUCGGUUACGAUGUGACAGCUGAUGGUCGGAGUGUGGUAUUAUGGGGUGGCUGUGAUCCAUCAGGAGCGCCCGAAGGCGAUGGUUGGAUUAUCGGAUUAUCAUAAGAGAAUCACUAAGUUCUUCAUUAGCUAUCUACCUAGGGACACAGUGGAACAGCGGGUUUAUUAAAAGGCUGGGAAAAGUAAGCAUACAGUUAUUUACAUUGCAAUAUCAAUGCUAUUAUGUAUCGCGACUUGUCCGCUAGAUGGACGAGGAUGAAGUGACG
Annulohypoxylon truncatum is the source of this 1601-nucleotide messenger RNA. RefSeq lists its product as uncharacterized. The transcript has a single exon. The record is from RefSeq and is a predicted model, not a curated record. Gene Ontology annotation, molecular function: protein binding. Lineage: Eukaryota; Fungi; Ascomycota; Sordariomycetes; Xylariales; Hypoxylaceae. The coding region runs from base 178 to 1440 and encodes 420 amino acids.